Molecule: messenger RNA, 3749 nt
Organism: Pygocentrus nattereri (red-bellied piranha)
Lineage: Eukaryota; Metazoa; Chordata; Actinopteri; Characiformes; Serrasalmidae
Gene: jph3a
Product: junctophilin-3
Exons: 5
Coding region: 1018-3705 (895 amino acids)
Biological process (GO): regulation of synaptic plasticity
Cellular component (GO): junctional membrane complex; plasma membrane; endoplasmic reticulum membrane
Source: RefSeq, a predicted model, not a curated record
GGGUGGAACAGUCCAGUAAUGAGCACAUUUGAGCAUCAUAUGGCUUAAGACAAUAUAAGAUCAAUUUCUUUGGACGUUGUAUUUAAAUCUGAAGGAAGAGGGGGUUGGAGAGGGAGCAGGAUUAUUUGGAUUUAUUUUUGAUCUUUUUACCAGUCUUCCAGGGAAGCAGCUUCACCUCUACAUCACAGCAGGAGCACGGAAAGGGAACAGAGAGAGAAGCAGGAGCAGGAGCAAUGGGAGAAAUGCUGUGCCAGAUAGGUCUUAUUAGGUGCAUGACUGGAGGAAUGCUGUAUUUUUGUAUUUAGAGCAUGAUUUAGAGGGGAGGCCUUGAUCUCUUCCACAGUUUCAGGCUCCUGAUGGUCUACUAUUGCUGUCCAUCCAUUUUUGUGUGCCGGUGCGGCACAUUUGUAGGGGGGGGCAGGCAGAGAUGUAAUGUCUGAUUGAGCGUAUUAAUGCUGCUGUGUGGAUCUGUGGGAGAAAAAAAAACAGGCCUUGUUUGCGCCCUGAUCUCCACGCAGAGGAAAACGGCGCGCGGGUGGGAGCUUAUGGCCAGCGGGGCCGUGCUGGGAACGAAGGAGAAGCACACCAUCUGCAUGCCCAUGGGAAGAAGCAGGCAUAAUAAAGGCGUCCAUUUCCCCAGGCCCGGCACAGACACAGAGGAGCUAAAACACUGGGAUAAGAACCUAAUAAGUUUGUUAUUCUGGCUAUUUUGAAUGGACUUUAAUAGGCCUUUCUUAUUGUACUUCAAGGCUGGGAGGUAACAUUGCUCUAGCAUUUUCUAAUGGGCCUUUUUUUCCUCUUUAUUAUUACACAGACAAGCUAAACUUAAAGGCUGGGAGUAAAAUCCCUUUAACAUUACCUGUAAAGCUCCCUUCCCUCUUUUUUUAUUGGAAUGACAAGCUAAACUUGAAGGCUGGGAGAUAAAAGAAUUGCUUUAACAUUUCCUGUUCUGUUUAUCACAGUCUUCCUUUCUUGGCUUCCUUGACAUUCUUGGAUUUGCCAAAACCUGUUUCAUGCAUGUCCACUGGAGGCAGGUUUGACUUUGAUGAUGGGGGGUCGUACUGUGGAGGGUGGGAACAGGGCAAGGCCCAUGGCCGAGGGGUCUGCACAGGCCCCCAGGGCCAGGGGGAAUAUGCAGGGGCCUGGAGUCAUGGAUUUGAGGUUCUUGGAGUGUACACCUGGCCCAGUGGGAACAGUUACCAAGGAACAUGGGCACAGGGCAAGAGGCAUGGCAUCGGCGUGGAGACCAAAGGCAGGUGGGAGUACAAGGGGGAGUGGACGCAAGGGUUCAAGGGGCGCUAUGGGCGGCUGGAGAGCACCAGCAGUGGGGCACGUUAUGAAGGCACUUGGAGUAAUGGUCUACAGGAUGGAUAUGGGUCUGAGACCUACUCUGAUGGAGGUACAUACCAGGGACAGUGGUUGAGUGGCAUGCGCCAUGGCUAUGGUGUGCGGCAGAGUGUGCCUUAUGGCAUGGCCGCUGUCAUCUUUUCCCCUCUGCGCACUUCCAUAAACUCUUUGCGCUCUGAACACAGUGAGGGAGCCCCAACGCCUGACGAUGGCUCUGCUGUGAGCGGUGUGGCUGGGAUUCCAGUGGGCCGUGGAGGUUUCGUGCUUUGUGCCCAAAGUGAUGCAGACAGACAGCGGAAAAGGAAAGGGCGCUUCCGGCAGUCCAUUCUGAGUGGCUUGAAGUUGCGGCGGUCUGAGUCCAAGAGCUCUCUAGCAAGCCAGCUAAGCAAGCAGAGCUCCUUCUGCAGUGAGGCCGGCAUGAGCACGGUCAGCUCGGCCGCAUCAGACAUCAACUCCAACGUCAGUCUGGGUGACGUGGAGAUGGGAGGCAGCGUGGACGCCACUGUCACUGAGACAUAUGUAGGCGAAUGGCGGAAUGACAUGCGAACAGGUUGGGGCAUCAGCCACCGAUCGGAUGGCCUGCGCUACGAGGGUGAGUGGUUUGGGAACAAGCGGCACGGCUAUGGCUGCACCACUUUCCCUGAUGGGACCAAGGAGGAAGGCAAGUACAAGCAGAACAUUCUGGUGAGUGGCAAGCGGAAGAACCUAAUACCACUGCGCACCAGCAAAAUCCGGGAGAAGGUGGACCGUGCUGUGGAAGCUGCUGAGAAGGCUGCAGAAAUUGCCAAACAGAAGGCAGAGAUUGCACUGUCAAGGACGAGUCAUGCCCGGGGAAAAGCUGAGGCUGCUGAGGGAGUUGCACAGAGGGCCCUGGAGGAGUGUCGUCUGGCCCGGAUUAUUGCCAAAGAACUCUCCCCUUCCUUCCAUCAUUAUGGAAAUGGACUGGAGUGCCAGAGACCAAAGCGUCAAGACAGAAAAGAGAAAGACAUGGAAGUGAUCUCCACUGGGACAGACAGCCCUGAGCUCUGCACACCAGACACAACUCCCCCAGCCCAGACCCCAGACCUGAGCCCAGCCCUCAGCAGCCCCUCCUCACCUCCCUGUACCCCACCAUCCCACCGUGCCAGGAGCGCCUGCUUCAUGCGCCAGAGUGCUGUGGAUGAACAGGGAGGGGCAGAGAUUCAGGUUCUGGUGGAAGGAAGAGGUAUAGACAAUGGAAGAGGUGGCACCAACAGUUGGACUGCCGACAUGUAUCCUAACCGUAGGGGCAGCAAGGGAGAAAGCAGCCGCUCCACUACCCCAUCCCUGCUUGAGGAGGAGAUUGUUCACAUCAAUGGACACGAGCAAAACUCUCAACACUCGACUCAUCACACAUGGGAGAAUGGCUCUUCCAAUCACAAGUCCAUUGAGCAUGUCUCCUCAGAUAAAGUAUGGGAUCACAUGUCCUCCAAUCAAAAGCCCUGGAAGCAUGCAUCCUCCAACCACAAGUCCAGGGAAUAUGCAAUGUCCAAUCAUAGAGAAUGGGAGCAUAUUCCACCCAGUCACAACUCUAUGGACCACAACAAAUCUUCCAAGCUCAAACCACAGGUGCACACAUACUCCAAUCACAAGGCCUUGGGUCAUACCUUGUCCAAUCACAAAACCCAUGAGCAUUAUUCUUCCAAUCACAAGCCAAAGGAGUAUGUCUCCACACAUGCAAAACCCCAAGACCAUGUGUCCUCCCAUUACAACCCUCGAGAGCAUGUAUCUUCCUAUCGCAAAUCACACGAGCAUGUCCACUCCAAUCACAAACCAAGCCAGUCCUUUACCAACCAUAUGGUUGGUGAAUCUAGCUUGAAUGACUACCAGCCAUCAGAGCAUGGAGCCAAUAGCUCCUCUCUGGGAUGGACUGUUGAGAACUCUUCCCAGUGGAUCCCCUGCCACUCACAGCUGCCAGAAAAAGAGGAAGAAAAGCUGGAUGACUAUCGGGUGGAAAUGAGGUUCCAGCCCUUAGACUCCAUCCCCCAGCAGCACUUUGGCUCAGGCACGGAAUGUCCGAGUCUCCAAGGGCACAAUUCGCAGAGACUGCGACAGCGGAACCACGAAGGCAAGGAAUGGAGCCUUGUGGCCAGAGAAGGGUCCAUGGACUCUGUGCAGAUGCUGGACAGCCUGAAUGUUGGGGUGGAUCUGGAGGAAUGGCCGUUGCACAGAGAUGUCACCCUGUCUCCCCCUUUAACAUCCUCUCCAAUCACACUGGAACAUGACGGAGAGCAUCUGAACCUGAUCAAAGCAAACUCAGGCUCCAGCUCUGUCCUGGUGGUCAUGGUGAUUUUACUCAACAUUGGUGUAGCCAUUUUGUUCGUUCAUUUCUUUAUUUAAACAUAAUGGCCUAGAGAAUGUUAAUAACAGCACUUACUAUUAUC